AUGGGACACACGACUACUUUGUACAGAUGGCUGGGCGCCAUGAUGGGGGGCACACUCGGUGUGCUGCUCGCGCCCACGACCUUCCUCGGCGUCCACGGCUGGCGCCUGGCAUUCCACAUCCUCGCGCUUCUCAGUUUCGCGCUCGCCGUCUCGACGUGGUUCCUCGCCUCGGACCCCCGUCCGCCCAGCGCGUCGGAGAAGAGCACCGCAUCGGUGGCCAGGGAACUCCUCGGGGAGGCCAAGGACGUGGUGCGAUUGCCGACGUUCCAGAUCCUGGUGGCGCAGGGGGUAGCCGGGUCGGUGCCGUGGACGGCGCUCACCUUCGCCGCCAUGUGGCUGGAGCUCGUGGGGUUCACGCACUGGGAGACCAGCGUCAUCAUCAACCUCAACCAGCUGACCGGGGCGCUCGGCUCGCUGUUCGCCGGGCUCAUCGGGGACCCCAUGGCCCGGCGGUUCCCGAACGCCGGCAGGGUCGCGCUGGCACAGGUGAGCACGGCGUCGACCGUCCCGGUGGCCGCCGUCCUGCUGCUGGCACUGCCCAUAGACCCCUCGGCCGGGGCCGCGUACGCCGCCGCCUUCGCCGUCCUGGGCUUCGUCAUGCCCUGGUGCCCCCCGGCCACCAACAACCCUAUACUGGCGGAGAUCGUGCCGCAGAAGGCGAGGACGACGGUGUACGCGCUGGACAGGUUCUUCGAGACGAUCUUUUCGUCGUUCGCGCCGGCCGUCGUGGGCAUCCUGGCGGAGCGGGUCUUCGGAUACAAGCCGGCGUCCAGCGCCACCGGUAUGGCUGAACGGGAGAACGCCGCCGCGCUGGCGAAGGCUGUCUUCGCGGAGAUUGCCGUGCCGAUGGCCAUCUGCUGCAGCAUCUACUCCUUGCUCUACUGCACGUACCCAGCGGACAGAGAGCGCGCGCAGAAGGCGGCUCUGGUUGCGCCAGAAGAUCAGGACUGUGAAAAUGCUAAUUCUAGUACUGCUACUGGGGUAGAUGGCUUAAAUCAGGCAUUGCUAGCCAGAAAUGACUAG
Molecule: messenger RNA, 1023 nt
Organism: Triticum turgidum subsp. durum (durum wheat)
Lineage: Eukaryota; Viridiplantae; Streptophyta; Magnoliopsida; Poales; Poaceae
Source: the annotation of a GenBank genome assembly